Peronospora matthiolae is the source of this 708-nucleotide messenger RNA. The record is from the annotation of a GenBank genome assembly. Lineage: Eukaryota; Oomycota; Peronosporomycetes; Peronosporales; Peronosporaceae.
AUGCGCGCAAACGAGGAAUCGCUCACCACGAAUGAACCUGCGCAAGUAAGCAAGCCCGGCGGAAUCAUGGCCAAGCAAAGCCAGAACGAGGAGAGGGAAAUUCCAACUAUGACGAACCCAUUCCUUCGUCUGUGGGAGAGGAUUAAGGGUGUUCUAUGCCUAAGGACGGGAUCGGUCGACCUCAACGGCGAUGAACUUGCGGCACUGGACGUUAUCCAGAAAUGGGACGUCGCCAUGAGAACAAGUGUGCAGCACGAGAGUCUUCAAGGACUUGAAACAGUGAAUACGCAUAUGUACUAUGGCAACUUGGCCAAUGAUGUGCUUGGUCUACCUGGAGUAGAACCUGAUGAGCUGAUGAUAGCCAUUCAUAAGCAUAGCGAAUGGCGUGUUGACAUUCGUCGUCCUUUCAUGAUGCAGAGCUAUCUAGCUUACAAGUAUCCAGCAAUAGUCAAGGACAAAAUGCUUGCUGUCUGGCUAGAAGACGGUUUCACCCCAGAGCGAGUGAGCCAAAUAUUAUUGGCUCAUUACAACAAACUCUAUAUGAGCAACGAGACGUUCGAUAAGGCUCAUAACUAUGCUUCUCCAUACCACGAAGCGAUGGUCCAGUACAUCCAGAUGUACCAAGCGAGACUCGACUACAGCAAGAAGGACGAAGAGGAACUGUUGAGCAAGACCGAAAAAAUAAAAUACCUGACGGUUCAACGGUGA